AUGGCAAUCUAUUGGACAACAGAAUCAUGUUCCCUGGCUGUCACGUCAUUGCUUCCUUUGCUGUUAUUUCCCAUACUCGGCGUUCUCAAAGCGAAAGAGAUCAGCACGCCAUAUUUCAGCGACACUAACGUUCUGUUUAUCGGAGGAAUGAUGUUGGCUGUAGCUGUGGAGCAGUGGAAUUUACACAAGAGAAUCGCGUUGAAAAUAUUGCUCCUGAUUGGAACAAAACCUAGGAGGUAUAGACUUCAUUGCCGCAUUACUACUGAGUUAAGCUCAGAUACCAAGCGGAAUUUAAUACAGCGAUACCCCUAUUGAAGUCCUGGUCAAGUAAGAGUCAGAUUCGUAACUGAAGCGGAAGUUGGGUGGGGGCAGUCCUUCACCACUGCCAGACCGUGCCUAGCAGCGUGAAUCUGUUUAUCAUGAACUUUGCACCUGGCGUCCUAUCACAUUUCAACAUUUGUGCGGCCAAAAAAUUUACUCCAAUCCAGUCCGUUGGUCGGAAUAUUACCCCUGUCAGCCCCGGUUGGGAAUUGCUGACCCGUGUUGGCAAGAAUAGUCUUCAACCCGGGUCCAUGACGACGCUGCUGACCCAGAUUGAAAAUCAACACUGAUUCGUGUAAAUCCAGGGAUGGAUCCAGCAUGAUCUGGUAGGGGGGGGGUGCAAAUUUUUUUAGGGACCGCUAUUUAAAAAAUUUUUCCGGAAAAAUUUUAUUUCGGAGAGCAAUGACCUCCCCCCCCCCCAGAAUUUGAAUUGUAAUUGUUGUUCACAGUUUGCUUAUCAUCAUGUUAUUACUCAAAUUACUGAAUCUCAUUUUGUCUCUAAUAAUUUUUUGCUUUAUUAUGAAAAAUAGCACCCCCCUUGCACCCCCCUGGCCAUGGCUAGGGGGGGUGUGCACCCCCCCGCACCCCCCCAGUAAAUCCAUCCCUGUGUAAAUCUAUGGGGCCUAUAUAACUCUCAGACAUCAUUUUCUCUUUGGCGUAUUCAUCUAAAAUCUCUUCAUUUUAGCAUUAUUUUGCAGAUAAAGCACUAAACAUACUUUUUGACUUACGGAUGUUGCAAAGCAAUACACCCUUUUCAUAAAUGGCUGCCGAUUAAAAAUUCUUUUAUGUGCAUAUAAAUUGGCCCAACUAGCCUCGUUUCUGGGUAGAAAUUCCUUUGAAAUCUUAACAUGAGUACGAGGCUAGUUGGGCCAUUUAUAUGCACAUAAAAGAAUUUUUAAUUGGCAGCCAUUUAUGAAAAGGGUGUAUAUCUGUGAGUCUUUGUGGUUACUUGAGUGUGGCGCAGUUAAACAAUGGGAAAUGACCGGUCUGCUUUGCGCGCACUGUUUGCCUGCGAAUCGGGCCUUACAGAACCGGAAAUUGGGCUGCAGCACGCGGUAAGCACGGCAAAUGGGAAAAUGGACGACUUGCGCUUUAGACUAAAUUUUAAUCUAAGUAAGAACAACGAAAUCUAUUACCACAGUUGGAAAGAGCGUCUUGGAAUUAGUAAUAUUACAAAGUUUGGUUGCGAAAAGUUGUAAAAUACGGAAAAUAGUCCCUUCAAAGUUGGCAGUUUGUAUACUUUUGUAUUACGUGCAUGAACUAAAUUAGUUACCAAUUUCCGCACGUAAUAGAAAUGUAUACAAAUUUGCCAAAUUCGCAGGGCUAUAUUUUCCGUAUUUUACAACAUUUCGCAAACUUUGCAGUUUUUCUAAUUUUGAUAACUUCUCAGUCCGAAAAUAUCCUUUGUUAUUCCCAGAUUAAAAAUGUUUCUAAAGCGCAAGUCGUCCAUGCAUUUGCACCAUGCCCGUUUGCAAAAACAACUGCAAGCUGCUGUAAUUCUUUCUGUCACUUUCAUUUGAUGAUUUGAUCCGCGAGUCGGCCUCAACAGCCUUUGAUUAAGUUUGUUUGUCAGUUGGGAAACGUAGCGAAAAAUAAAAGUUUUGAAUGUGUUCAUGUCAUGUAGCAUACAAAAAUUCUCCUCUAAAGUUAAAAAAGACUUAAUACAAAAAUUUGUGCAAGACAAAUCGGUCAAAUUCUAGUUCAGUUUGGAUAAAAAUCGGUUAAGAAGGGGCCAAUGCAUAGCUAUCUGCGAGUUCAAAUCUAAAUGGUUGAUUUAUUCAAUGUGCAUAAAUCCUUGACCUGUCCAAUAUUUGAGUGCUGUCUUGUUUAAUAUUGAAAUAAAUAAUGACUUUUUCCGUCGUCCGAAGAUUUCAAUACAUGAUUAUUUAUGAUAAACCAAUGUUUAUGAAACAAUUAGGAGAUGGACAAGAAUAUCAACUAAAAAACGUCUAGUUCCUUCGUCUUCGAUAUCAAUGUAAUCUAAUAAUCAUGAUUAUUAGAUUACAUUGAUAUCGAAGAAACUUGACUCAGUUCCGAAAUAUCACAUACUCGAACCGACCUGACCGCGUAGCUCAGUUGGCAGAGCAUUGGGCUAGUAUUCCAAAGGUCGUAGGUUCGAUUCCCACCGCCGGUGGCCAGGCAUAUUUUUCAAGCCUGCCCGGUGUGGAUAUACACUCAGAGUAACAUCACAAGCAUGCUAAAAUAAGUUAACAUGGAAACGAGGCCACUGGGUAAAAGAGACUAAUAAAUAAUAAUAAUAUAUUAUAAAACAAGCGUUUUUCUCUUCAACAUGCGGAGAUGAUAUUCGCCGAAAGACGCAACACUUGCGGAAUUUAUACGUGGAAUUCAAAGCAGGACGAGAACUUUCUGCAUGCAUAUCGUUUUUUGGCAAUUCCGUUGAGAUUCCCGGAAGUUCUCAUUAAUCUUGUGACCUGCCAGCCACUUGUACAGUUUACUUACAUACGGCAGUGAUUCACAACAUUCUUUAAUCGCUUUUCUUAACGCUGUAUAUAUCGUAACGAUGAGUAGUAAAUCGUCUGCUUCUUAUCACGGACAGUGGAAGUACGGAACUGAAUGUAGCCAUUCGUAUAGUCAUUACAAAGUGAAAAAAAUCAGAUGGAUCCGUGUUCCGAUGUCCAAUGGUUUUGCGAGAGGAGCAACACAAACAGGGAUCGAGAGUGCUGCUCGGAAUUGCUACACUGGGCACAACAGCAUGGUUUAACGGCGGAAUCAAGGAUUUGUCUCAUGAAUGUAUUGAAAUAUUAACCGAAUGCACACGCUGCGGUAAUUCACCACGAUUCACAGCCGAACUCUGUGGCCAAGGUGAUAAGAGCUUUCUGUGUGGCUAUUACGGGAAGGAGUACAAUGCACGCCACACAUUCGAGCCUUCGUCGAUGACAUUAGCUUACGUCAAAAAGAAGUAUGACGAAAUGGGAACAAGUUAUGGCUUGGUUAAUGGAAAUUGUUGUCAUUGGGCUUCGAAGCUAUGGGAUAAACUGCGAUAGGAUAAUUUUGUAACCUUAUUUAACGCCAAGGCAUAUUCUUGAAGACACUAAUUCUUUGAGUCGCUCAUAUAAACAGAGACAAAAACUAGACGCGUCGCGUCGUUAGAGAUAGAAUAUUGAAAACGAGGUUUUAACAAACAUAUUGCAUUUUGCUCUUUUCUCUUUGGUGAAGCAGCCAUACGAUCAGAGCUCUUGGAAUUCGUCCAGUCGACCUAUCCAAUCUUUGAGUGCUGUCUUGUUUAAUAUUGAAAUAAAAGAUGACUUUUUUCCGUCGUCCGAAGAUUCGACACAUGAUUAUUUAUGAUAACCGAAUGCUUAUGAAACAAUUACGGGAUGGACAAGAAUAUCAACUAAAACAUGCACAACUAUAAUGACUUAAUUAUUUCACGAAAUGAGUAGCCCAUAUAUGUACCAAAAUCCAGUAUGCUCAUGAGCACGACCAGUGUUAGCGGAUUUUGGUAUAUAGGCUAUAUAAUAUGAGCGUGCUUAUGAGACACCAGAAUACAUGCAAUAAUGUCACAGGGCCUCGAAGUUUCUGUUCAUUUGUAGAAAUAAAGCAAGAUUUUAGCAAAAGUGUUAACAUAUUCCAUUUCGCUCCUGUCCCUUUGGUUAUAUAAAUGCGUUAAUUCUUAACACGUCACAUUCAUGUUAAAAUAACAAUAUAUAGCUGCGCAUUUAGAAAAAUACAGCUACCAUGCAGAAAAAUAUAAGCAGAAUUUCAACGUUUCCCAAGGGGAAGCGGGACGAAGCGCUUUAGCUUGAAAUGUCUUUGUCCGAAAGAUCUGCUUAUAUUUUCAUAUUGUUAUAUCUCUCUCAAUUUAUAGUUGUGUUGCUAAUUCUAAGUAUGCAUCUUUAAUUAAGCAAGGGGACAUCACUUUAUGCGCAAGUAACGGUCAUCUCGUAUUGAUCGAGUAUUACUACAGGAGGAAACCUAACCUAAACUGACUUUAUUUAUACUGGAUAGCUCUAUCAGUUCUAAACUGUUCUCUCUAGAGGUCCAGUAAGGAUCAUCUCGUAUUGAUGCAGUAUUAUUACAGGAGGAAACCUAAAUUAUAAACUAACCUUAUUUAUACUGGAUAGCUCUAUCAGUUCUAAACUGUUCUCCCUAGAGGUCCAGUAAGGAUCAUCUCUUAUUGAUUCAGUAUUACUACAGGAGGAAACCUAAACUAACUUUAUUUAUACUGGAUAGCUCUAUAAGUUCUAAACUGUUCUUCCUAGAGAUCCAGUAAGGAUCAUCUCUUAUUGAUCCAGUGUUACUACAGGAAGAAACCUAAACUAAACUAACUUUAUUUAUACUGGAUAGCUCUAUCAGUUCUAAACUGUUCUUCCUAGAGGUCCAGUAAGGAUCAUCUCUUAUUGAUCCAGUGUUACUACAGGAGGAAACCUAAACUAAACUAACUUUAUUUAUACUGGAUAGUUCUAUCAGUUCUAAACUGUUCUUCCCAGAGGUCCAGUAAGGAUCAUCUCUUAUUGAUCCAGUGUUACUACAGGAGGAAACCUAAACUAAACUAACUUUAUUUAUACUGGAUAGCUCUAUCAGUUCUAAACUGUUCUUCCUAGAGGUCCAGUAAGGAUCAUCUCUUAUUGAUCCAGUGUUACUACAGGAGGAAACCUAAACUAAACUAACUUUAUUUAUACUGGAUAGCUCUAUCAGUUCUAAACUGUUCUUCCUAGAGGUCCAGUAAGGAUCAUCUCUUAUUGAUCCAGUGUUACUACAGGAGGAAACCUAAACUAAACUAACUUUAUUUAUACUGGAUAGCUCUAUCAGUUCUAAACUGUUCUUCCUAGAGGUCCAGUAAGGAUCAUCUCUUAUUGAUCCAGUGUUACUACAGAAGGAAACCUAAACUAAACUAACUUUAUUUAUACUGGAUAGCUCUAUCAGUUCUAAACUGUUCUUCAUAGAGGUCCAGUAAGGAUCAUCUCUUAUUGAUCCAGUGUUACUAAAGGAGGAAACCUAAACUAAACUAACUUUAUACUGGAUAGCUCUAUCAGUUCUAAUCUGAUCUUCCAGUAAGAAUCAUCUCUUGUACUGAUCCAGUGUUACUACAACAAGAAACUUAAAUUAAAUUACACUCACUAGCGAAACCAACACUAAAUCAUAUUUUCUAAUAUUUAGGUUAUUGCUUGGUUUCAUGUGUCCAACAGCUUUUCUCUCAAUGUGGGUGAGCAAUACAGCCACGACGGCAAUGAUGGUUCCCAUCGCUCAAGCCGUACUCGGAGAAAUUAAAGAAAUCAAGACACUUGGUGUAAAAAGGAAUGAAACAGACGACAAAGGAGAAGUUAUCGAGAAUCCAGAGCAACUUGAAAUGAAUGUACUGAACGAAAAAUCAUGUAGUACAGCACAGAUUACUACCACGGAUGACCUAUCGGGCGAGGUAAGAGAAAUUAUGUGAGUUUUACACAGUCCAUCUCGGAAACUGGAGUUAGAUUUUUGCUAUAUUACAAAUUUUUGUAGUUCGCUAUAGCCACAGCUACUUCAAAAAUAUGUAGUCAGUUACAACUACUGCUGCUACUUUUGAACAAAGGUAGUUCACUACAGACUAUAGGUACUGCUUAAAAAAUGUAGCGAACUAUUCUGCUAUUUCGCUACGCUAUAUUUUUUAGUUUUACUUAUUUGGAGCAUCUACUAACUCAGACUGUAAUGUAACCUAUAACAAAUCGACUUACGAGUAGCAACAGUAAACACAAAGCAACAUUUUUGUAAGCACUACAGUGUUCAAGAGUGCAAAUUGACUAUUAAGUAUUGAUUUUAAGCAAACCGUGUCUCAAUAUCAUGCUAUUCUAUCAUGUUGCUAACAAUUUUAAAACGUAGCGAAAAGCGAUUCGUUGUUUGAAAAGUAGUUAGCUACUUCGCUACUUUUAGGCAAAAAUUAUGUAGUUCGCUAUAACUACAGCUACUGUCAGGGCCGUCCUCAGGAAAUUCUUCAGGGGGGGUGUAAUAAGGUCAAUUCAACCGACUGGUUCAAAAAAAUUUUUUCCGGAUCCGGAUCAAAAAUUUUUUGUCGACCCCCCCCUCGCCAAAAGAAUUUCGGUCAGUGUACCAUUUUAGGGGUCCAAAAAUUUUUCCGGACGUACAAAAAUUUUCCGGAACAUUAAAAAAUUUUUACAUUUUUCCUAAACAUUUUCCUAAAAUUCCCACCACGUUCUUGCCCUUUGCGUCAAAAAUAUUUAACCCAAAUAGCAGUUCUACCGACUGAAUAGCAGUCCUGCCGACUGAAUAGCAGUCCUGCCGACUGAAUACAAUUACUGGGGGGGUGUCACUCCCCCCACACCCCCCCCCCCGUAGCUCCGGGCCUGGCUACUGUUUUAAAAAAGUAGUCACUUGAAAAUUGUAGUUGACGCUACAGUAGCAAACUACAACUACUUCGCUACAACCCAUCCUUGCAUUUGAGAAGAAUAACAAAAAUGUUACAAGGUUGACGACACAAGGUUGUAACAAUACUGCUACAUCAUGACUGUAACGGACUUAAAGUUUGUUCGUUCACUGCAACCAGGUAUAUCAAUCAUGUUUACUAGUAAAUAAUAAUGGGUCUUGAUUACAAUUCGACUGGGCUUUGUAAUCAUUUAUUUAAACCAGAGUAGCGAGCGAAAAAUGAGCGUAACGGACUUGCUGGAACAACCUUGCAACAAAUUUGAUAAUAUCAACAAGUUUGUUACAAGUAAUAAAUAAUCUCUCCCCCACCAUUCGUAAUAGUUCAUCCGUUUCCUCCUUUAAAAACAGACUAACUGUUCAUUACUCUUCUCUAAUUCAUUCAUCUUUCGAUGUAAACAGAAUGCGCACUUGGAAAACCUUCUGUUCUAAGUGUCGCUCUUUCAAGUUAAGCUGUUGUUCAUAAUUCGUCAUGUUUUCUGUAAAUUGUAUAUUUGUUCUCGUCUUUGAUUUAUGUUUGUUAUAGUUUGUUUUCAUUAAGGUUGGUCUUCACAUGGGGCUAUUCUUGUCCUGUUGACCAUACCUUCAACCAUAUUAUGUAGUGGUUUAAUCUAUUUUAUGUAUGGUUGUAAAGUUAAUAAAUAAGUUGUUAACAGCUUGUUCCAAACUUGUUGACAACUUGUGACAAGCAUUGCGAACACAACUUGUUGACGGCUUGUUCGCAGACUUGCUACAAGAUGUGAGAUUCUUGCGUGUGUUGUAAUCGAAAUCCAUUCAGAGAAGAAAAUAAGAUGUAUAUAACGAUGUAUUAUUACCCCGUACCAAUAGUAAACCUUAUUUUUUCUUAUUUUUUAAAGCCAGAUGAUAAAGCUUUCAGCAACCUAUGCAAGGCGACUAUGUUGUCAAUCGCUUACGCCGCAAACGUCGGAGGCACUGCCACUCUCACGGGGACUGGCACUAAUCUUGUGUUCGUUGGACAAACAGAAGAGUAAGUUCAACUUUUAUGUCAAUAG
Paramuricea clavata is the source of this 7709-nucleotide messenger RNA. Lineage: Eukaryota; Metazoa; Cnidaria; Anthozoa; Malacalcyonacea; Plexauridae. The record is from the annotation of a GenBank genome assembly.